ACCUUUUACUUGCAAUAUUGGAAGGUUUUUUUAGCUGCACAGCUCAAUUUGAGUUGGCACAAAAUUGCCUGUUUGUGCAUGUGAGUGUCACUGUGUUGGCUGUCGACCGGGCUGCUAUCUGGAGAAGAAAGAGUUCUGAGAGUAGUAAGGGGGAGACCUCUGGCACUGAGCCUGGAGCGAUGGAUACAGCCAUUGAUUACGCGGAGAAGUUUUUCAAAUUUGACGAGACUGUAUGGCUGGGUCCGAAUUUCACCUGGGCGAGUCUCCGAGAUGAAUCGGACGGUCGCCUGAAGCCUCAACUAUGGCAUUUUCAGUAUGUGCUGGCCUUCACUGUGGCAGCUCUCUUGAUCAGAGCUCUGUUGGAUCGUAUUUUGUUUCUGCCACUGGGCCGCUUGCUGCAAGUCAGUGAACGCUUGCCUGUACCUCCUCCAGCCAAUUCUGCUCUUGAAGCACUAUUCAAAUCUACCAAGCACCCAAGUCGUGCCCAGAUCUCCGAAGUGGCUUCAGCCAGCGGCUGGUCAGAGCAGAAAGUGCAGAAAUGGCUCAAGCGCAGAAAGGCUUCGGGCGACCGGGGCAAAAUGCCCAAAUUCCAGGAAGCCUGCUGGAGAUUCAUGGGUUACACUUCAUUAUUAAUCUUCGGAUACUGGGCGUUGAAGGACACCGACUAUUUCAUGGAUACGACCAAGUGCUGGACGAAUUAUCCACACGAAACUGUUCCUGUUCGAGUUUUCUGGUUCUAUAUGUUGGAAUUGGCCUUCUACGCCUCUCUGACUUGCUCACAUUUCUUCGACACACGUCGCAAGGACUUCUGGGAAAUGCUCAUCCACCAUUUCGCCACGAUCACGUUGAUCAUGUUCUCCUUCUCCGUCAAGCACAUUGCAAUCGGCUCAUUGAUCAUGUUUGUGCACGACAUAGCCGACCCGUGGUUGGAAAUUGCAAAGGCUUUUAGUUACACUCGCGUGGAGUCGAGCGGCAAGUCGUCCUCACGUUCGUCCGCCCAGUCUUUUGUCGACGUCUUGUUUGCCAUAUUUGCUGUGGUGUUCUGGGUGACACGUCUCUACGUGUUCCCAAGAUACCUAAUCUACUCCGUCUGGGUUGAGAGUCUGGAAAUCCUCGGGUUCUGGCCGUUCCGCUACGUCUUCCUCACCCUGCUCAACCUUCUGCUAGUCCUGCAUUGCUUCUGGUCAUACCUCAUCCUCGUGGUGGUGAGCAAAGCGUUUCAAGAGGGUAAGGUUGGAGAGGAUAGUCGCAGCGAUGACGAAGGAGACAGCGCCGAUGAAGACGACACAGCGUCAAGCAACAGUGGUGGUGAUGGUCAUGGCAGCAGUAAGUCCUCACCUAGAACAGCAGCGGGGGCAACCGGUACUCGCCAGCGCCCCAAGUCCGGCCGUGGUAGCGUACGCCGAGAAGAGUAACGCUCUUACUGAGGUGGUGGCUUGUACUGCAGCAGACCUUGUACUGUGGUAGCUUGCACUUCAUCCCACAUCACCUGGCAUACUAGUGUGCACACUUCAUCCGAUAUCACCUGAUAUACAAGUGCACACACUGCAUCCGAUAUCACCUGGUGUACACUUGCACAUAGUACAGAGACUAUGAUGUUGCCACGUCUCAGUGUGUCCCGGCCAACAUCUCCACGCCCCUAUCUAUAUCGUUAGUCUAAUAUAGAUGGCGUUCUAAUGACAUCUUGUGCACUUUGAGCUAUGACAUAAUUUAUUAUUACUUCUGUAACAUUUUUUAAACUUGCAUUAGAAACUCGGGCCAUGCACUGACUGUUUUGUAAAUUAUUGUGUGUGUGCGUGUAACUCUCUAACUGAUAGCGAGUGUUCGCGAGUGUUUGAUUUGUACUGUUCUAUUUCUAUGCUGGUCCUCUAGUCAAUCUCAUCACCAUGGUCACGGUGUCUAGCGAUUCAGGUUGACUGUACUGCGAUCAUGAUAUCUGUUUGCUCUGUCCAGCUGCUGCGAUCAUGACAUCUGUUUGCUCUGUCCAGCUGCUUGCACCUGCAGCACGAUAUCUAUUUGAUCUGUCCAGCUGCUUGCACCUGCAGCAUGAUAUCUGUUUGCUCUGUCCAGCUGCUGGGAUCAUGAUAUCUGUUUGCUCUGUCCAGCUGCUUGGUCAGCGGCAACUAUUAGACGGUUUUCACUUUGAUUAUGCCGAUGUUUUUCCCGAAUUCAAAUCGUUUUCUACGUCUGUGCUGAUAUGCCCUUGUUUUCUCCAAAGUUCGAAUCAGUUUUUGCACAGCUACAGUACACAGUGCUGUAAAGUCAUACAGCAUUUCGGCAGAGACUUAUU
This is a messenger RNA of Sycon ciliatum, 2290 nucleotides long. RefSeq names its product ceramide synthase 6-like. The record is from RefSeq and is a predicted model, not a curated record. NCBI's taxonomy places the organism in Eukaryota, Metazoa, Porifera, Calcarea, Leucosolenida, Sycettidae. Gene Ontology annotation, molecular function: sphingosine N-acyltransferase activity; DNA binding. The transcript is spliced from 3 exons. Gene Ontology annotation, biological process: ceramide biosynthetic process. Gene Ontology annotation, cellular component: membrane. Bases 180 to 1415 code for a protein of 411 amino acids.